This is a messenger RNA of Cladocopium goreaui, 651 nucleotides long. NCBI's taxonomy places the organism in Eukaryota, Dinophyceae, Suessiales, Symbiodiniaceae. The record is from the annotation of a GenBank genome assembly.
GGAUUUGUUCCUUCAGCAACAAUCAGUUCAAGGUUAAGGAGGAGUUGGGCGAUGGCGAUCCACUGAAGUCCUCGUUCUACCUGGCGCUGCAGAGUCCCGAAUGUCAGGGCACCGCAAUGGUUUUGGACAACGACUGCACGCCUCUGCAACGCUCCUGGUGUCUCUUCGAGCUGCUGCAGACGCGCUACGUGGCUCCCAAGUACAAGAGCGGCUACGAGGGCUUACUGCUGUGCACCCCCACUGGGGUGCUGCAGUGGGGCAACGCCGAUGUGGACACCGUGGUUCGCUUGGCGGAGAAGGUGGGAGAGACGCGUCUAGAGAACGCUCAAGCCUCGCGCAUCGAGGACAAGAUCAUGAUCGAUCAGUGCGUGGUGGAAACUGUCGAAGGCGGUUUCCCCGAGGUCAACAAGUUCGUCCACGAAAGCAUCAAAAAGGUCCUCGAUGAGGCCAAUGGAUCCUUCCAGCUCCGAGUUCAGGAGCUGAUGCGCCGCCUGGACCGUGAAGGGUCGCCGCCGUCGCAGCGGGUCUUGCUGGGACGUAGCUCGAUCCGGGCCUGGACGCAGUUCUCAGGCGCCAAAAAGUCAUCGACUGAUGGAUCGGACGUCUGCGAGUCCCCACACGGUGAUCUCUGAGGGAGUUCGGGCAUUCAGU